Molecule: messenger RNA, 1747 nt
Organism: Cololabis saira (Pacific saury)
Lineage: Eukaryota; Metazoa; Chordata; Actinopteri; Beloniformes; Belonidae
Gene: anxa3b
Product: annexin A3b
Exons: 14
Coding region: 164-1180 (338 amino acids)
Cellular component (GO): cytoplasm
Molecular function (GO): phospholipase inhibitor activity; calcium-dependent phospholipid binding; calcium ion binding
Source: RefSeq, a predicted model, not a curated record
GAAGGCGUGGUCGUCCCCAGCUCUCUGAAAGGUGUGGUGAUUUUGGUCGCACUGUGAAAUUUUCCUCUAGCAAUCCAAUCUUUUCACUCGAGCAAGAGAACACGUGGACUUUACUAACUUUUACCACAUUUACAGUUAAAGACCUUUCUCUGCAACCACAAGUAUGUCUGUUUGGGAUGACCUGGAUCUGCUCUUGGACAAUCCCUCCUCACUGACUGUGACAUCUAAUACAAGAGGAACUAUAAAGGAAAAGGCAGGUUUCAAAGUGGAAGAAGACGUGUCUGCGCUGAAGAAUGCCAUUGAGGGUCUUGGUACAACAGAAAAGACACUCGUCGACGUGCUGACCCAAAGAAGUAAUGCUCAGCGUCAGCUCAUCGCCAAGGCCUAUGAGAAAGCCACAGGCAGGACAUUAGUAGGCGACCUGGAGGGUGAUACUCAUGGAGACUUUGAGGACUUGCUGGUUGCCUUGAUAACACCUCCUGCUCUCUAUGACUGUCAUGAAGUCACUGGAGCAAUAAAGGGUUCCGGCACCACUGAGAGUACACUCACAGAAAUCUUUGCUUCGAGAUCCAACAGGCAGAUCAAAGCCAUGUCUGAAGCAUACCUGGAAGAGACUGGAAGAUUGAUGAUUCAUGAUCUGAAGAGUGACGUAGCUGGUGAUUAUGGCAAAGCGCUCCUGACCUUGGCUGAGGGGAAGAGAGAUGAGACCACCAGUGUGGAUGCUGCCAAAGCUAAAGCAGAUGCUAAGGCGUUGUAUGAAGCAGGAGAGAAGAAGUGGGGGACAGAUGAAGACAAGUUUAUUGACAUCCUCUGCACCAGGAGUGUUCCUCAGCUCGGCCAAACUCUGGUGGAGUACAAGAAUAUCAGUAAGACAACUCUGCAGGAAAGCAUUGAGAGUGAGAUGUCUGGAGAUCUGGAGAAACUCCUCGUGGCUGUUGUCAAGUGUGUGAAGAGCGUUCCUGCAUACUUCGCGGAGAGGCUUUUCAAGAGCAUGAAGGGUGCAGGGACCACGGAGUCAACGCUGACCAGGAUACUCGUCAAUCGCUCUGAAAUUGAUUUGUUGGACAUCAGAGCAGAAUACAAAAAGAUGUUUGGAUGUUCCCUCUACUCCCACCUGGAGGCCGAGGUGUCUGGUAGCUAUGGUGACGCCCUGAAGCAGCUGUGUGGCCAAGAGGACUAAUUCCCGCGUUGUGACGUUCAGCUUUUCACCAAAGAAGAUGGAACAGGCUAGCUGCCAUCCAUCCCAAUAAUAAUAAUAAAUUGAUUUAAAUACUGAUGCCUUAUAAUGUGAAAUUCCAGUAAUAUACAGUAGCUUUUGUGUUCAAAAUGUUGUUUUUACAACCUGUAAAACAUCCAUUAAAAAUAUGCAUAUCAAACUUUGAUAAAAAAAAAUGCAUUUUACUUGGUGUGAAUAAAAACUCAAUGACAUCACAGCAUUGAUAUAAAAAUAUUUUAUUUAAUAGUUUUGUUAAUAUUGCUGUAUCCAACUCCAACACAGGUCAUCAGUAUUUUGUCUCCACCCUUCCUCUCAUCUUCUAAAGGCUUCUGGAUCUCAAUGUUGAACAUAACUUGGAAGGCAUCUCUGAUGUGUCUGAGGAAUGCAGUCCUGGAGAGAGAUGGGAGAUGGUUUUAUUUUUAUGCAUGCUUUUUUUUUUGCGUAUAAUCUUGCUUUGUGUUUCAAGUAUCACAAUCCUAAAACCGAUAUGCAACAUAUUACACCCAAAUAAAAUCAUGGAGCCCCACAGCA